Messenger RNA from Protopolystoma xenopodis, 1062 nucleotides. The record is from the annotation of a GenBank genome assembly. Lineage: Eukaryota; Metazoa; Platyhelminthes; Monogenea; Polystomatidea; Polystomatidae.
AUGUCGGCCGUCAGGUUGCAGACGGUCUGCUUCAAUCUGACAGCGUUGGUUAACACAAGCGAGUCGGAGGUAGUGGCUCAGGAGACGUAUGUGAUCACCAAGGUAUGCUUCGCUCUUUGCCUUUUCUCCACUCUCAUCCAUCUUCUUCUGCUCGUCUGGCUGCCUCAUAUCCGACGGAUGUACGGCGUUUUCUUGGUCGUCGGACUGCACGCCUCGGCGACGGCUCAUCUCGCCACUCUGAUCGCCUGUAGCGCCGAUCGCGAGGUCUGGUACUCUCGAGUCGCCAGUCUCACCGCCAGCAUCGCCUUUCUCGCCGGCCUCGGCGUCAAUCUGCUCUCGGCCUGGAGCGUCUGUCAUCUCGUCUCCACCUGGCGUGUGAGUCGACGUGACAGUCUGAUCAAACAUUUGCACAACCUCAACACCGCCUCAAUCACCAGCCUCCGGCCUAACUGCCUCAUUGACCCGGCGCCCUCAGAGGUCGGCCUGUGCGGCUGUUUCCAUGACCCGACCGGACCGGUUGCCAGGCCGGUGACCGGAUGCGCCCUACCUCUGAUCGUGGUCCUCCUCCUCUCUACGGUCGUCAUGCUCGCGGGAUCCGUCUGUUUCCCGGCCAGCCCUGGGCUUUCGAAAGACGCCGGACAGAACAUCACAGCCACAACCACGACCUUUGUCAUCGCCUCUUGUGGUCUCAUCAAUAGUCAUGGUCAGUUCUUGGUCUUCUUCAUCUUCCUCUUCCUACUCUUAGCCGUUCAGCUGGCCCUGUUGAUGGCCGUCUCGAAACGAUGCCUCGGGGCGCCUGAAGAUCGUGUCCAACUGCAUCAAGAACGCGACGUCACCGCGCGCUACUGUAUCACCCUGAAACUGGCUAUCACACACACCAUCGUCUGGAGUUCGGGCGUCGUCGCUGUCUACCGGGCCUCUGUGGCCGUCUGGAACAUGUUCACCCUGUUCAGCAGUCUACAGGCCAUCUACAUCACCAUCAACUGCACCUUCAGCCGUCCUGUCUUCGAUCUGGUCCACUGGUGGCACGAAGACGAGCCCGGGAAGCCGGAGGAGAGUCUG